This is a messenger RNA of Effrenium voratum, 588 nucleotides long. The record is from the annotation of a GenBank genome assembly. NCBI's taxonomy places the organism in Eukaryota, Dinophyceae, Suessiales, Symbiodiniaceae.
AUGAGCAGUGGUAUUUCGAUCCUCGUCAUCGAUGACAACAAGAUACGUGCAUCCAUCAUCGAAGAGGGAUUGCGCGAUGCCGGGCACGACAAGGUCAUCCUCGUGCAUCAGAUGGACGGCCUGGUGCGCCAGAUUGCGGACAUCAAUCCGGAUGUCAUCGUGAUCGACCUGGAAAAUCCCAACCGGGAUCAGUUGGAACACAUGUUUCAGGUGUCCCGGACCGUGCACCGGCCAAUCGCCAUGUUUGUCGACAAGGCGGACAGCCUGUCGAUUGAGGCCGCAGUCGAUGCCGGGGUUUCUGCCUACGUCGUCGACGGCCUCAAACGCGAACGUGUGAAGCCAAUUCUCGACAUGGCUGUCAGCCGGUUUCGCGCCUUUUCCAAGCUUGCCCAGGAACUGGAGGAUGCGCGCACGGAACUGGCAGAUCGGAAAUCGAUCGAUCGCGCCAAGGGAAUACUGAUGAAGUCGAAAGGGCUGUCGGAGCAGGAGGCCUAUGAACUUCUGCGACGCACCGCGAUGAACCAGAGCCGCAAGAUUAUCGACGUGGCGCAAAGCCUGAUUAUCGCCAGUGGACUGCUGGCAGACUGA